Molecule: messenger RNA, 1514 nt
Organism: Melanotaenia boesemani (Boeseman's rainbowfish)
Lineage: Eukaryota; Metazoa; Chordata; Actinopteri; Atheriniformes; Melanotaeniidae
Exons: 1
Coding region: 21-1088 (355 amino acids)
Biological process (GO): G protein-coupled receptor signaling pathway
Cellular component (GO): membrane
Molecular function (GO): G protein-coupled receptor activity
Source: RefSeq, a predicted model, not a curated record
UCAGCACAUACAUUUGCAGCAUGAACCACUCAGAUGAGCUGUCUCCCUUAGGGAAAAUGGCUCCUGAAGAGUUUGAUGGUGGAAUAGUGGUAGUUUGUCUGAUCCUGGGUCUCUCCUUCUUGGUUGGAGCUCCUGGGAACCUGCUGGUGAUCUGGACCAUCCUGAGACACGUCAAGCAGCGCUCACACACUGUGACUCUCAUCCUGCACCUUGCUGUGGCAGACAUGCUGGUCCUCAUCACCCUGCCUCUGUGGAUCUACUCUCUGGCCCACUCCUGGAUCUUUGGAGAGGCCUGCUGUAAAGCCAUGGUUUUCAUAAUCAACGCCUGUAUGUACAGCAGUGUUUUCCUCAUCACCGUUAUGAGCGUGGAACGUUUUAUGGCUGUACGUUAUCCUUUUGCCUCGGCUGAUUGGAAAAGAAAGCAAGCUCUGAAUAAAGUUCUGGUGGUUCUGUGGAUUGCAGCGUUCUUGUUCAGCAUACCUGUCAUCCUGACUCAGGUUGUUUGGAUGGAACCUGACUCAGAUGAGAAGCAUUGUCUGUACCGGGAAUAUACUUCUGUGACCCAAGAAGUGGUGUGUGUGCUGCUGGAAACAAUAGUGGGCUACAUACUACCCUUCUCCAUCCUCGUGGUCUGCUAUGGCUGCCUGUGCAGCCGCAUCACUCAGAUGACCUUCAGGUCAAAACGCAAGUCCACUGUCUUGAUUGCCAGCAUAGUGAUUGCAUUUGCUAUUUGCUGGACACCUCAUCAGAUAGGAAACAUCCUCUCGCUCAUCAGCCUGGCCACUGAAGGCUCUUUCCAUGAUGUAGCAGAGAGUCUGGAAAGCGUCAGGAGUACCAUGGCUUUCGUUGCAGGAGCCAUGGUCUUCAUCAGUAGCACAAUUAACCCCGUUCUCUACAUGUUCGCCGCUCGCUCCUUUAGGAGCUCGCUGCGUGACACUGGCAUCCAGAAGCUCUUCCGCCACAUCUCCAGCACCUCCCCAGGUGAGGGAAACCGGGAGGUGUCCUUUGUGUCCAAGAGACAAAGCAAUCAAACCAACAGCUCACACUGUAUGGUAGAGUCAAAAGAUCAGAUUAAUACAUUGACAUAAAUGUGUGUAAAUAACCCAUCCUGGUAUAGUACUGUUUAUGUAAGUAGUACUGAGUAUAACUGAGUAUAAUCUUUUAAAAAGUUUUUCUCUGAACCAAACCUCAUUUAAUAAGAUAAUAUACAAGUGACCAAAGCACCCAUGUUAUCUGUGUAGAAGAUUAGUCCAUUCUUAAAUGUUUGGUAACUGUUAAUAUAUAUAUUUAAAAAAUGUUUUGUAUUGGUACCUUAAUGUCCCUUAUGUAAGGAUGUCAUUAACCAUUCAAAAACAAAAUAAUGUAAAUAAUUACAUAUGACAAGGUAUGUCAAAUGUCCCAGUUAAAGUUAAUAUAUAUAUAUAUAUAUAUAUAUGUAUAUAAAGUGUUCUGGUUACGUCCCACCGGAAAGAGGCCCCGGGGAAGACCCAGGACAUGCUUGAUGGACUACAUCU